Haliaeetus leucocephalus (bald eagle) is the source of this 4170-nucleotide messenger RNA. It is a transcript of the gene SHROOM4, whose product is annotated as shroom family member 4. Gene Ontology annotation, molecular function: actin filament binding. Gene Ontology annotation, cellular component: cortical actin cytoskeleton; adherens junction; apical junction complex. The coding region runs from base 1 to 4170 and encodes 1389 amino acids. Gene Ontology annotation, biological process: actin filament organization. The record is from RefSeq and is a predicted model, not a curated record. Lineage: Eukaryota; Metazoa; Chordata; Aves; Accipitriformes; Accipitridae. The transcript has 10 exons.
AUGGGUGCCAGGAUGGGCGGCACACCCCCUGGGGUGUUCUGGGGGGCCGUGCCCCCCCUGACACCCCUCUUUGUUGCCCAGGUGGAGGACGGGGGCAAGGCCGCGCUCUCCCGCCGGCUGCAGCCAGGCGACGAGCUGGUGAACAUCAGCGGGACACCGCUGUAUGGGUCCCGCCAGGAGGCCCUGAUCCUCAUCAAGGGCUCCUACCGUACCCUGAAGAUGAUCGUCCGCAGGAGGAACGUGCCCGUCCUCCGGCCCCAUUCCUGGCACAUGGCCAAGCUCGCCGAAAGCCGCCCCGACGCCCCUGCCAUGCACUGCCCCGCUGACGCCUUCAGCCUCUCCUGGCCCUCAGGGUGUGAUGUCAGCGAGCUGUCCCUGCAGUGGAACCCGCUGUCCCGGCACUGCAGCACCGACCGGAGCAGCUCCAUCGGGAGCAUGGAGAGCCUGGACCAGCCCGGCCAGGCCUACUAUGAAGGGGACCCCUCACCCGUUGACCAGGGCAUGUACCACAGCAAGCGGGACUCAGCGUACAGCUCCUUCUCUGCCAGCUCCAUCGCCUCUGACUGCGCCCUCUCCCUCCGCCCUGAGGAAGCCGCCUCUGUUGACUCUGCCCUCCCAGGCCCCUGCAAGCCCCCUGACGGGCGCUACCUGACCACAGGCGCUGAGCCACCUGCCAGCCGGCAUCCUGAGGCCUGGCGAGUGCCUGUGCCCCCCCAGCCCCCUGUCAGGAGGGACAGCCUGCGGGCAGCCCCGGCUGGUGGAGGGGAUAGGCGCCGGGCAUCGGUGUCGGUGGACAUGCUGCAUGCCAAGGGCCGGUGGAUCUCCGACACCUUCCUCUGCCAGCGGGAUGGGGAGAUGGAGGCAGCAGGCAGGAGGACGCUGGCACUGCACCACAUGAAGGACCGUCUCUCUGCCGACCAGUAUUACAUGCUGAGCUCCCACCCGGACCGGUGCCCGGCUGAGCCACUCCUGGGGGAAAGCACAGAGCCUGGUGAUCAGCUGUACCCAGACGGUGGUUUGCACAGAGUGCCGGAUGCCGUGGCAGCAGGUGAUGACCCGUUGCUGUCCCCUCUCAAGGGCCACGCACCACACCGGCACAGUGCUCCCGAGCAGCUGCUGGCCUCCCAGCUCCGCUCCCUCCAGGUGGGCACCGGUAGCGGGCGAGCCUCACCAGCCCCCGAUGGCCACCGCUGGACCCUCUCCCCGCUGCACCCCGAGGACAGCCGGCCGGGGGCUGCAGGGGCUGCCCAGGACCCCCCCCUUUGCCCAGAGCCAUGCUGCCGCCUGCCGCCUUGCCGCUGCUGCCCUGACCUGCAGCGAGCCUGUGGGCCGGAUGGGCAGGGUGCCAGCCCGGCGCGCAGCACCGAAGGGCCGGCGCAGGAGGAGAGCCGGGCAGGGGGUCGGCGGGCUGGGGGUCCUCCCCACCGCUCUGCUCAGAUGCGCCGCCGCAGCGACCGCUUUGCCACCAGCCUGCGCAAUGAGAUCCAGCGACGCAAGGCCCAGCUGCAGAAAAGCCGGGGUCCUGGCGCCCCACCGCCUGGUGAGGAGCCGGUGGAGGAGGCAGAGGAGCCCCCCGAGGGCAGCAUGCCGGCGGAGGGACCCCGCACCUCCGCUGAGCAUCUCAGCCCCACGCCAAGCGAGGAUGGCAGGAACCCCGGCCGCUUGGGGGACCGGGGCAUCCCCACCCCUGACCCGCUGCCAGUCCCCAAAGGGCCCCCGUCCCCUGAGCGGGUGAUGCCAACAGGCCAGGGCCACUGGCGCUGGUCCCCGGAGCGCAAGCUGCAGCCGCAGCGUUCGCCCAGCCCCCGUGAGCUGGAGGGCUAUGGCCAGGGGCCAGUGGACCCCAGCUCUCCACCACAGGGCAGCGAUGAGGCUGUCCUCCUGCCCUUUGCCGACCGCCGCCGGUUCUUCGAGGAGAGCAGCCGGCCAGCGCCGCCCCGGCAUGGCAAGCCCCCGGUGGGUGAUCCUGGUGCUUUCCAGCCCCCCGGCCCUGAGCGCCGGGACGCUCGCCGCCUCUCCGUGGACCAGCCGUAUGGCCCCCCCUCGCCUGGCCGCCCUGGCUCUGCUGGCCCCUAUGCCGACUGCUGCCGGGAGCAGCCCCCCUGCUACAAGCCGCUGGGGAGGCCAGGGGAGCUGGAGUACCUGCGGGGCUUCUCCUACCCCUAUGGGGUUCCCCUGCGCCCUGAGCCCUGCCGCUACUGUGGGGGGGACCUGUGCCCCCCACCGCUGCCCCGUGGCCACGCCUGCCGCUGCCACCCCCAGCCCUGGGUGCGCUGCCCUGAGUGCUGCUGCCCGGCCCCCCGCCCUGGGCGGGAGGAGAGCAACGCCUGGCCCCCCCGGAGAGCUUUUGUCCCGGAAUUUCCUCUGGAUGAGUGGGAACCACCUGCGAUAACGAGGAAAGCCAGUCAGUCCAUCAGUGAGCUCUCCCGCUAUCAACCGGGCUUCCCAAGGCUCGGCCCCUUUCACCCCUGCUUUGAGAGCGCCGAGCCGGAGUGGCCAUCCUGCUACCGGGCCACAUCCACGCACGAUCUCUCAUGGGAUGGCGACCGCCUGGCCCGCUCCCCUGAGAGCCCCCCGGACCCCCUGCACCGCCCACUGCGGGGCAGGGCCUUCUCCGAGAGCCACCUCAACCUGGAGCCCAUCAGCCCCCGGGGCCGCGACCAGAGGGACCUUCUCCGUGCCAAGCUGGACCCCCCUGGCGUCCCCAAAAAGAAGGGCCCUCCACCUCCCCGCCCACCUCCCCCCAACUGGGAGAAGUACAGGCAGCGCCGGAUGUCCCAGCACCUACGGAAUGGUUCCGGGCACGGCUCUGCCUUCACCACCGCCCCUGUGCCGACCCACAGCAUUGCUGAGGCUGUGCGCGAGCGGUCACAGAGCCUCACUGGCGAGCAGGGGGGCCGGUCCCGGGGGCAUGCUGCUCGCCCCCCUGCCCCACUGGGUGCCUGGCCCCGACCCAACCCCUCCGGAUCACUCCGUAGGACGUCCGAGCCCGAUCCUGGCAGCGCUGAGAUUUGCAGGGCAGUGGGGGCCGGGGAGGAGCGGCUGAAGGUGAAGCACCCCUGGGAGAUGGAGGAGCAGCCCCAAAGCCUCAGUCGGAACCAGGAGCGGGGCUGGGCUGGCCCCCGCGGGGUGGGUGAGUGCUCUCUGCCCCUGCAUGGUGGCCCUGGCCCCGCCACCCCGGAGGCACCCAAGCCCAGCCCUGGAGCAGUGGAGGGGGCAAGCUGCCAGGGCGGCCAGCCCCAGCCCUGCCGCGUGGACUCGGAGGAGCUGCUGUGCAAUGUGGCGGGCAGGGACCGCUCCCUGGCCAGCAUCCUGGCCCCCUCGGCCCCCCUUGGCACCACCACCGAGCUGAUGGGUGAGCUGCUGGUGGUGGGGGAGCGGCAGGCCUGGCGGGAGCGUUUCCAGCAGGACUGGCGCCUGGAGGCCCUGGCGCAGGACAGGCAGGGCUUCGAGCCCAUCUCGCCACCCCCCGGGAGCACUGCCAGCUCCACCUCUUACCCGGCAUAUUAUGGUGCGGCAGCGGGCAAAGCUGAGCUGCUCGGCAAGGUGAAGGAGCUGCCAGAGGUGGUGAAGGGGAGCUCAGAGGAUGAGGAGGAGGAGGUGGACCACGAGCUGGUGGAAAAGAAGCUGCAGCUGAUUGAGAGCCUGAGCCGCAAGCUGGCGGUGCUGCGGGAGGCACAGCGGGGGCUGCAGGAGGACAUCAGUGCCAACGGGGCGCUGGGUGAGGACGUGGCUGCCCGUCUGCAAGCCCUCUGCACCCCAGGGGAGUUCGACAAGUACCGCCUCUUCGUGGGUGACCUGGACAAGGUGGUCAACCUCCUGCUCUCCCUCUCGGGGCGCCUGGCCAGGGUGGAGACCGCCCUGGGCAGCCUGGGGCCGCACGCCCCCACCGAGGACAAGGUGGCCCUGCGGGAGAAGCAGCGGCUGCUGGUGGCGCAGCUGGAGGAUGCCAAGGAGCUGAAGGAGCACGUGGGGCGGCGGGAGGAGGCAGUGGGCGCCAUGGUGGCGCGGUACCUGCCCGCCGAGCACCUCCAGGACUACCAGCACUUUGUCAAGAUGAAGUCGGCCCUCAUCGCUGAGCAGCGGGAGCUGGAGGAGAAGAUCAAGCUGGGCCAGGAGCAGCUCCGGUGCCUGCGUGAGAGCCUUGGCCAGGUCCCCAAGGGCUGCUAG